AUGUCUGCGGUCGAAACAGCAACUCCGCACCUUCGGGUGUCGGCGAGGACGUCCAAAACAGAGCCCGCGUCCGCAAGAAUCCAGGCACCCGAGGCCCUGGUUGACGACCACUUCUUCUGGACAUACACCGAAGAGCCACACCGCUCAAGACGCCAGGCAAUUAUCAAAGCCCAUCCGGAGGUCACCAAGCUAUGUGGUCCUGAGCCUCUCACAAAAUGGGUCGUCUUCGGUGUUGUCUCCCUGCAAAUCACCUGCGCCAUUCUCCUCCGCAACACCUCCAUGCUCGACUGGCGGUUCCUAGCCACGGCCUACGUGAUUGGAGCAACAUGCAACCAGAACUUGUUCCUCGCCAUCCAUGAGAUCUCCCACAACCUGGCAUUCCGCUCGCCCAUGGCCAAUCGCCUGCUGGCUAUCUUCGCGAACUUCCCUAUCGGAGUGCCAUACAGUGCUGCCUUCAGACCUUACCACCUGACCCAUCACAAGUCCCUCGGUGUAACAGGCCUAGACACAGAUCUUCCAACAGCAGUCGAAGCCUUCUUCCUAAACUCCCUCCUAGGAAAGACAUUCUUCUGCACCUUCCAGAUCCUCUUCUACGCUGUCCGCCCAAUGUUCAUCUACAGCCCCCCAUUCACAUACAUCCACCUCCUUAACCUAGUCGUGCAAUUGAGCUUCGACUACGCUCUAACUAAGCUCUGCGGCGGCUCCAUCCAGCCAAUGAUGUACCUGAUCAUGAGCUCUUUCCUCGCGGGCUCUCUCCACCCCUGCGCUGGCCACUUCAUCGCCGAGCACUACUUCUUUUCGAACGUCAAGACCGGCGGCACGGAGUCUCUGACCGAGCUCAAGACGAAGGAGAAGGCUACUCCUCACCCGCUUGAUUCGCUUCCUCCCCCCGAGACAUACUCUUACUAUGGUCCCCUGAAUAUCCUUACUUACAAUGUCGGAUUGCAUAACGAGCACCAUGAUUUCCCUGCUAUCCCCUGGACGAAAUUGCACAAGUUGCAUGAGAUUGCGAGUGAAUUCUAUGAGCCGCUUCCUUGCCAUCGGAGCUGGGUUUGGGUUAUUUGGACUUUCAUUUUGGACAAGGAUGUUGGUCCUUGGUGCCGUGUGAAGCGUGCGCAGGGUGGUCGCAUUGUUGGUGGUGGAAAGAAGAAUGAAGGCGAAUCUGCUGCUGCUUCCAAGGUUACUGGUCGUGGUGGUGAGGGCAUCUCUGCUGCGUCGGCGGGUCCGGCUGGUGAGGAGGGCGAUGGGUGGAAGGAGAGUGAGAUUCAAUGCUAG
Molecule: messenger RNA, 1275 nt
Organism: Penicillium antarcticum
Lineage: Eukaryota; Fungi; Ascomycota; Eurotiomycetes; Eurotiales; Aspergillaceae
Product: sphingolipid delta(4)-desaturase family protein
Exons: 3
Coding region: 1-1275 (424 amino acids)
Biological process (GO): ceramide biosynthetic process
Cellular component (GO): membrane
Molecular function (GO): sphingolipid delta-4 desaturase activity
Source: RefSeq, a predicted model, not a curated record